Microplitis demolitor is the source of this 894-nucleotide messenger RNA. RefSeq names its product serine protease snake. Gene Ontology annotation, biological process: proteolysis. The record is from RefSeq and is a predicted model, not a curated record. The annotation marks the transcript as partial. NCBI's taxonomy places the organism in Eukaryota, Metazoa, Arthropoda, Insecta, Hymenoptera, Braconidae. The transcript has 6 exons. Gene Ontology annotation, molecular function: serine-type endopeptidase activity.
AUUUUUAAUUUUUAUUUAAACUGGGAAGAGGAAAGUUCAGAAUGUCAGGAGUACGCGAAAUUAGUUUACGCAGUUGAAGAUGUUCCGGUUUUACGUAUCGACGCCGGUACAAAUACGGUCUCGAAAUGUGGGAUAGUUGAAACUCCAUUGAUUGUCGGUGGGACCAAAGCAAAACCUAUGGAGUUUCCCCAUAUGGCACUGAUUGGCUACGGACAGAAAGAAAUAUUUUGGCAAUGCGGAGGUACAUUAAUUUCAGACAAGUUUGUACUUACUGCCGCUCAUUGCAUCGAUUCACGUGAUAAAGGACCAGCAACAAAAGUAAGAGUCGGCCUGAUAAAUUCAAAAGAUCCCGGGCCUUCAAUGCAAGAGCGUAAUGUCAUUGAGAGAAUAACUCACCCUGAUUACAAAUUACCACUACGUUAUAAUGAUAUUGCUCUAAUUAAAUUAGAGAAUCCGGUAGAUUUAAAUGCAGAAGUUCGGCCCGCGUGUUUGGAAACAGAAGAAAUUUUAAAAGACAAAAAAUUUAUUGCCAGUGGAUUUGGAAAAACUGCUUAUGAGGCGGAGACAGGAAGUGACGAUUUGAUGAAAGUAACUCUGGAUAAAAUAGAAACUGAUGAAUGUAAAGAAAAAUUUAAGAGUGAAGUAGGAAGCAAACAGAUGCCAGAUGGCUUGAAAGACACUAUGAUUUGUGCUGGGGUUAUGGAAGGGGGUAAAGAUACUUGUCAGGGUGAUAGCGGCGGUCCACUGCAACGUGUCCUCCAUACUCCUUACUGCACUUACAGCGUCCUGGGUAUCACAAGUUUUGGUAAAUUCUGCGCGUUUAAAAACUCACCAGCAAUUUACACAAGAGUCUACUCAUAUUUAGAUUGGAUUGAAAAAAUAGUCUGGUCUUAA